GUGUGCGAAGCUUCCGGGCGCCGGUGACAAGGGUCGACGAGGCGUGAGGAGGAUGGCGGAGACGAUGAGCGGCUCCGGUCCAGUCGUCUCGGAAGUCGGGACGCGACGUCUCAGCGACCUGCGGGUCAUCGACUUGAAGGCGGAGCUGCGGAGACGGAACCUGGACACGGGCGGCAACAAGAGCGUGCUGAUGGAGCGGCUGAAGAAGGCAGUUAAGGAAGAAGGGCAGGAGCCUGAUGACAGAGUGGACAUGGAAGACACAAGCAAGAGGGCCACAAAGAGAUGCGCUAAAGGACUGAAGACAGAGGAGGGAGGCAACGAGGACAAUGGCCUGGGAGAAGAGUCCAGAGAUGAGCAGGAGGAUGGGGUCAUGGGUCGGCAGAGCUGGCAGGAUGGGGAUGCCAGGGAAGCGGGCGUGCUGGACAGAACCAACGCCGAGGACAGCAGUGCUCCCGAGCUGGGGGCUGACUGCGCUCUCCACUCCUUCUGUGACAGUAAAGAGUACGUGGCCGCGCAGCUGGGACUCCUUCCAGCUCAGCUCCUGGAGCAUGCUGUGGGCAAGGACAGCUUCAAGAGCACUCUGGAAGCUUCAGCAUCAGACCUUGGAGUAACUGCGGCAGAUGAUGGCACCCCCACGGAGGCAGAAAAUGAGAAAAUACUCGACAUUUUGGGGGAAACUUGUAAAUCUGAGCCAGGAAAAGAAGAAGGUUCGGAGCUGGAGCGGCCCUUUGCCCAGGCCCCGAGUAGCGUGGGGCCGGACAGGAAGGCGGCGGAAGAAGAGGACCUUUUUGAGAGCUGCUGCCCCGCGGAAGAGGAGGAAGAAGAGGAAGAGGAAGAGCAGGAGGAGGAGCAGGAGGAGGAGGGAGAUUUAGCUUUGGCCCGCGGCGAGGCCGAGUCUGCUGCACGUGCUCAGACGCGGUGUCAGUGGAGCGAGGCGGACGCCCCGUUAGCGGUAGUGAAAAGGGAGGCGGCGGAGCCGGGCGGAGGCGCAGUUGCAGUUGCAGUUGGAGGCGAAGCCGGGCCAGACCGCGGGCCUGUAGGGCCCGAGGAGCCAGUUGAGCAGAGUAGCGUGGCCGCCGAGCUCGCGGACGUCGCCAGCCAGGAGCUGGCGCGACCCCCGGCUGCCCCGAGCCCUGAGCCGCGAGAUAGCAAAGACGACGUGAAGAAGUUUGCUUUUGACGCUUGUAAUGACGGCCCUGCGGCUCCUAAAGAGUCCUCAGCCAGUGAGGGCGCUGAUCAGAAAACGAGCUUUUUUAAGGAAGAAAAGGACAUAAAGCCAAUCGUUACAGAAGAAAAAGGCUGCAGGGGCAGCAGCUCCGGAAGGAACUUGUGGGUCAGUGGACUCUCGCCCACCACACGUGCCACCGACCUCAAGAGCCUCUUCAGCAAGCACGGGAAGGUCGUCGGGGCCAAGGUGGUCACCAACGCUCGCAGUCCUGGCGCUCGCUGCUAUGGAUUCAUCACUAUGUCAACAUCGGAUGAAGCCACCAAGUGCAUCAGCCACCUGCACAGGACCGAGCUGCAUGGGAGGAUGGUGUCCGUGGAGAAGGUCAAAACCGAGCCCUCUGGGAAGAAGCUGGCGGACAGCAAAGCCUGUGACACUAGGGAAAAACUGCCAAGAGCAGACAGGCUGCAGCCCAUGGAGAUCAAGACUGAGAAAACUGUGAUCAAGAAGGAAGAGGGGGGGGGCAAAAAGCCUGAAGACAUCAAAAAGGAGGAGGACCCAGAUGAGCUGAGACCAGGUGCCGAGCGCUCUCGAGUCACCAAGUCAGGAAGCAGAGGUGCAGAGCGCACAGUCGUGAUGGACAGGUCAAAGGGCGAGCCGGUCAUCAGUGUGAAGACCACUCGAAGGUCGGAGGACAGGAGCUCCAACAGUCAGGACCGCAAGUCUGAGAGCCGGGAGAAGAGGGAAAUCCUGUCCUUCGACAAGAUCAAAGAGCAGCGGGAGCGCGAGCGCCAGAGGCAGCGGGAGCGUGAGAUCCGGGAGUCGGAGCGAAGGAGGGAGCGGGAGCAGCGGGAGCGAGAGCAGCGGCUGGACGCCUUCCAGGAGCGGCGGGAGAAGGCGCGGCUGCAGCGGCAGCGGCUCGAGCUCGAGUGUCAGCGGCAGCGCCUGGAGCGGGAGCGGCUGGAGCGGGAGCGGCUGGAGCGGGAGCGCAUGCGUGUGGAGCGCGAGCGGCGCAAGGAGCAGGAGCGCAUCAUGCGGGAGCGGGAAGAGCUGCGGCGCCAGCAGGAGCGGCUGCGGGCUGAGCAGGAGAGGCGGGCGCUGCGGCUCUGUGACCCAGAUGCCAGGAGAGAGGAUGCCUACUGGCCGGAGGGGAAGCAUGCAGCCCGGGAGGACAGGUACUUCCCACGGCCUGAACACUUCCACGACUUUGAACAUCAAGAGCGCAGCCAGUACCAGGGCCACGCCACAGACAGGAGGGAUGGCACCUGGCCAGCGAUGGUCGAGCGGGAUGGGCAGGCCCCCAGGAGAGCAUCGCCUUGUCCCUCCGGUGCCUUCCAGCACUACCUAGAGGAUCGCCUCAGCUUGGACUUUCGUGACGGCUGGGGUGUCUACGGAUCCGACAAGAGGAUGAGUGAAGGCCGGGGUCUGCCCCCUCCCCCCAGGGGCAGCCGAGAGUGGACAGGGCAUGACCCACGGCUAGGGGAGCAGCAGGUGCCCACAUGGAACGGCACUGUGGACAUAGGCGCGCCGGGCUAUGAGCCUGUGCGGUGGCAAGGUGCUGAGCGGGGUCUGCCGGGGCCUGCAGGGCCAGGACACGCAGCGGCGGCCCGGGGCGGUGUGGCCGGGCGAGGAGGCUUUGCACAUGGUGGACACGCCCAGGGCCACCUGGUGCCCAGUGGUGGACUGGAAGUUGGUGGUGUGGCUGACCAAGACCGGGGCCGAGUCCCGAAUCCCCACCCACACCCCAACCUGUACCCACACUUUACCCGCCGCUACUGAGGCCUGCGCUGCUCCGAAGCUACGUGGCUCCGGGUCGGCCAAGGCUGCCAGCCCAGCCAGCUUGCUCAGUGUUGAGCUUGGCUGGUCGGCGUGAACUCACCUCUCCCUGGUUUUUUAAUAAAUGUGUUUCUGUCCUGCUGUUUGUAA
This is a messenger RNA of Nannospalax galili (Upper Galilee mountains blind mole rat), 3091 nucleotides long. RefSeq names its product scaffold attachment factor B2 (gene Safb2). Gene Ontology annotation, molecular function: RNA binding; sequence-specific DNA binding. The coding region runs from base 53 to 2944 and encodes 963 amino acids. Gene Ontology annotation, biological process: regulation of androgen receptor signaling pathway; regulation of transcription by RNA polymerase II; regulation of mRNA processing. The record is from RefSeq and is a predicted model, not a curated record. Gene Ontology annotation, cellular component: nucleus. Lineage: Eukaryota; Metazoa; Chordata; Mammalia; Rodentia; Spalacidae. The transcript is spliced from 21 exons.